AUGAGCGCCGACAAUGCCCCUCCACAUGAAAUUGAUGACAGUAUCAUUGAGCCGGAUGUGCUGGCGGGACAGGACUUCGAUGACAAUGACUCCACUUAUCCCGACUCGCUGGACGAUGCUAGCUAUACUUCCAGUCUCGAAUCGAGUGUUAUGAACUAUAAGUAUAACGGUCGCAGAUAUCAUUCCUACCAUGAGGGUGAAUAUUUUUUACCCAAUGACGAGCAAGAGCAAGAUCGCCUCGAUUUGAGCCAUCACAUCUAUAGCAUGCUCCUGAAGGGAGAAUUGCACCGGGCGCCUGUCCAAAACCCGGCUCGCGUCCUGGAUCUGGGCACGGGCACGGGGAUCUGGGCACUAGACUUUGCGGAUGCGAAUACGGGAUCCGAAGUUAUCGGCAACGACCUCAGUCCUAUUCAACCAUCAUGGGUCCCCCCCAACUGCCGCUUCGAGGUUGACGACUUCGAACAGCCCUGGUCCUACAGCAGACCGUUCGACUACAUCCACGGCCGCGAGCUCGAGGGCUGCAUCCGCGACGUCGACCGGCUGAUGGCGCAGGCGCUCGAGAACCUGCGGCCGCGCGGGUACUUCGAGAUCGCCUCGAUGGAGGUCAACACGUACUCGGACGACGGGACGCACCAGAAGGCGACGACGCUGCUGGAGGGGAUCAAGUUCAUGCACGACGCGGCGCGGAAGCACGGCAAGGACUUGCAGAGCGUGCUCGGGUGGAAGGAGAAGAUGGAGAAGGCGGGGUUCGUGAACGUGCGGGAGGAAAUUUACAAGCUCCCCCAGGGCCCCUGGGCCAAGGAUCCCAAGAUGAAGGACCUGGGCAAAUUCCACCAGGUCAACAUGCUGGAGGCCAUGGGCCCUUACUGCUACGCGCUGUUCACGCGCGUCCUGGGCUGGCAGCAGCCCGAGAUCGAGGUGUUCGUGGCCGGGAUCAAGAACGAGCUGCGCGACCCCAGCAUCCACCUCUACACCAAGGUCCAUGUCGUGUAUGGGCAGAAGCCGGAAUGA
Aspergillus fijiensis CBS 313.89 is the source of this 1011-nucleotide messenger RNA. RefSeq names its product class I SAM-dependent methyltransferase. NCBI's taxonomy places the organism in Eukaryota, Fungi, Ascomycota, Eurotiomycetes, Eurotiales, Aspergillaceae. Gene Ontology annotation, molecular function: methyltransferase activity. The coding region runs from base 1 to 1011 and encodes 336 amino acids. The transcript is spliced from 10 exons. The record is from RefSeq and is a predicted model, not a curated record.